CGCGCUCCGUCUCAAGUCUCAAACUCUCAAUGCCUUCUACAUAAAUAGCCCCGCAAGUUGGAUCGGAUCUCGCAAUCUAGGCGUUUGUUUGCCUACGCUGCAAGUUCGGAUCGUGGAUCGAUCGAGCUCGCUGAUCAGGCAAGCAGGCCGGCCGGAGGGAGGAGAUGGCGCAGGGGACGCUGGAGGUGCUGCUCGUCGGGGCCAAGGGCCUGGAGAACACCGAUUACCUGAGUAACAUGGAUCCGUACGCGGUUCUGAGAUGCCGCUCCCAGGAGCAGAAGAGCAGCGUUGCAUCUGGGAAAGGAUGUGAUCCUGAAUGGAACGAGACCUUUGUGUUCACCGUCUCCGACAGCUCAACAGAGCUAUUCAUCAAGCUCCUGGACAGUGAUGGUGGCACGGAUGACGACUUUGUUGGUGAAGCAACGAUUCCUCUGGAAGCAGUUUUUACAGAAGGAAGCAUCCCUCCGACUGUUUACAUUGUUGUGAAAGAUGAAGAAUACCGUGGAGAAAUCAAAGUUGGUCUCACAUUCACUCCAGAGCAGGAUGCUCCUGAUCAGGGUUUCUGAGAGCCGUCUUGAAAAGAAGCAGAUUCCUUGAUGUCUCUCUGCAAUUCUGUGACCAAGUCAGCCUUGUUGAGCAUGUACAACUUAUAUGUAGAAGCAUCCACAAAUUAUUACUCUAAAAUCAGGCUUGUUUGGUCUCUCCUAAAAUUCCUAUCACAUUGAAUGUUUAGAUACUAAUUAGGAGUAUUAAACAUACACUAGUUAUAAAACCAAUUACACAGAUGGAG
Setaria italica (foxtail millet) is the source of this 790-nucleotide messenger RNA. RefSeq names its product elicitor-responsive protein 3. The coding region runs from base 165 to 566 and encodes 133 amino acids. The record is from RefSeq and is a predicted model, not a curated record. The transcript is spliced from 5 exons. Lineage: Eukaryota; Viridiplantae; Streptophyta; Magnoliopsida; Poales; Poaceae.